AUGAAUGAAACUAAUAUAACAUCAAUUAUAUUCGGUAUUAUUGUUGGUUUUUAUAGUACAUUAUUUCUUCUUUGUCUUUCUGAUAUUGUAUAUUUAAGUAAAGAAAUGAUAAAAAUAAAAGACGAAUUAGAUGAUAUUCGAAAUAUGUAUACAAAUCAAAGUUUAUUUAAUCAAAUAACAUUUAUUAAUUAUUCGCAUAAUAAACAUUCAUUAAUAUCACGUACAACAAAAAAAAUAUCUGGUCAAUUAUGUUUAUCAUAUUACGAACAACGUCAAAUACUUGAUUAUAUUAAUUUUAUAUGUAAUAUAUCUAUACUUAUAUUUACGAGUUAUUCAAUAUAUAUUUAUGGUAUUGGUACACAUCAUGGUUUAAAAUAUCGUUUUAUUUUUUUUAUUUUUAAAAUAUUAAUUAUAACUCUAUCAAUAUGGCUUAAUUUAUAUUUUAAACAAGGUUUACCAAGUGAUGUAUUUCUUUAUAUAUGGAUAGAUAUCAAUUGUAUUGUAUCAAUCUAUCGUAGUUUACGUGAAACAAUAUAA
This is a messenger RNA of Rotaria sp. Silwood2, 537 nucleotides long. The record is from the annotation of a GenBank genome assembly. Lineage: Eukaryota; Metazoa; Rotifera; Eurotatoria; Philodinida; Philodinidae.